Messenger RNA from Nymphaea colorata (pocket water lily), 1476 nucleotides. RefSeq names its product borneol dehydrogenase, mitochondrial-like. Gene Ontology annotation, molecular function: oxidoreductase activity. The record is from RefSeq and is a predicted model, not a curated record. Lineage: Eukaryota; Viridiplantae; Streptophyta; Magnoliopsida; Nymphaeales; Nymphaeaceae. The transcript has 2 exons. Bases 302 to 1165 code for a protein of 287 amino acids.
GUGCAGGAUUUGGAUCGGCAACUUAAAAGGGUCGCCGGAAAUCCAUCUUCUUGUCAAGCGGUGUUGCCCUACGUCGGCACGAGUUCCAACUGGUAAUUAAAAUCAUCCAGCCGUGACGUUAGUGAAGAAGAUGACAUACCAACUUCAUUCGUUUUGAGUUACACCAUCUUAGAAGCGUUGGUUGGAAUGGACGGCCACAAUGCUCGGAGGUUAACUUGGCCGUCAAUAUAAAGCGCAAGCGAUAGCAGUACUCAGCCCACUGCCAAUACAGAAACAAGAAGAACAUACUUUGUUGACAAUCAUGAGUGCCUCGACACUUUCUGUUGCUGCCCAAAGGUUGAAAGGCAAGGUAGCCAUUAUAACUGGCGCAGCAAGUGGGAUUGGACUCGGAGCUGCAAAACUGUUCAAUCGUCACGGUGCCAAUGUCAUCAUUGCCGAUAUCCAAGAUGAACUGGGCUUGCAAGUAUGCCGAGAACUGUCCUCUAACAAAGAUGGCUCCAUUGAGUACAUCCACUGUGAUGUUACUAGCGAGGAUGACAUUCGCCGCAUGGUGGACAGAGCCAUGAAUGAUCAUGGCAAGCUUGACAUCAUGUUUAGCAAUGCCGGCAUAGUUGACAUGUCAACAUCCAAAUUGCUACAGUUCGAGAAAUCCACAUUCGAGAGGAUCAUAAACGUCAAUCUGGUGGGAAUGUUCCUGGCUGCCAAACAUGCGGCAAGGGUCAUGAUUCCGGCAAAGCGCGGCAGCAUACUUUUCACGGCGAGCACGGCUUCCUUGAUGGGAGGCGUUUGUGACCACGCCUACUGCUCAUCAAAGCAUGCUGUGGCUGGGUUAACCAAGAGCAUGGCAGCAGAGCUCGGUGCAUUUGGGAUCAGAGUCAAUUGCAUAUCACCAUGGGCAGUAAGAACACCUCAGUUGAGGCGCUAUUCUGGCUUGGACGAUGAGCAAUUGGAAGCAUGGUUUGGCAGAUUUUCAAACCUGAAAGGGUUGACACUUGAAGCAGAGGAUAUAGCAGAGGCAGCCCUGUAUCUUGCUAGUGAUGAAUCCAAGUAUGUCAGUGGACACAACCUUGCUGUGGAUGGUGGAUGUAGCGUGAUGGACUCUGGACUUAACAUGUUUAGAGAACCUUUACUGAGUCCUGAAAGCAAGUUUCCAGAGCACAGUUGAAAAUUGAACCAUGCAUGUUUCAGUGUGACUUCACACAAUAAUUCUAAGUUUGGUUUUGUCGUUCGGCAACUUAAUUUACCGGUCAAAUAAUACAUGAAAAAUCUCUGUCUGGACAUUUAUGUCUGUAUACUAUCAGACCUGCUAGUUGCACAUUAGUGGCAAUUAGAGCUACAGUAGCAUAAUGAAAGAGGUACAAUACUCUUUCUUUCUCCCUCCCCCCCCCCUGUGUUUCUUUCCCUCGUUCGUUUCUUUUUGAAGCUGUCAUAUGGGUGUUCUGGUUAACUGUGGUUGGAACUGUAAUUGAUGGUUAU